Messenger RNA from Xylaria bambusicola, 1301 nucleotides. RefSeq lists its product as uncharacterized. The coding region runs from base 211 to 1260 and encodes 349 amino acids. NCBI's taxonomy places the organism in Eukaryota, Fungi, Ascomycota, Sordariomycetes, Xylariales, Xylariaceae. The transcript has 2 exons. The record is from RefSeq and is a predicted model, not a curated record.
CACUCAAAAGACCCCUUCUUCUCUGCCGUUGUGCUUUUCCUUUACCUCUGCUGACUCUUGAGUUGUGAUAGUUUCACGUCCAACUGGGCCCCCUUCUUCAAUUCUGAAGGCAAGCUUGAACCCGAUGUAACCGUCGAGGUGUCAUGUGGCAUCUGCAGCGCCGAACUUGCCAUCACCCACGCCUCUGACCACUAUUACGAACCCUGCUCAAUGCUUCCGUGUGGCCAUGUCUUCGGUCUGCAAUGUCUUCAGGAAUGGUUUCGUCACUCGGCAAGCUGCCCCGUCUGCCGCAAGGAAUGGCGCCACAGUGCCUGCUAUCACCCCAUCAAGCUCCAAGCGGUUCAAGGCGGACCAGACUUCAGCCUCCACAAUCUCCCGCCUGUCCAUGAGGUUGGCGAACUCCCGGCCUGCUGUGCUGCUUGUGGUGCAACUGGUUACGGAAACACUAUGGUAGAUGAUCCCCAACUCGCACGGGACCUUCGCCGCCUCCAUGUCUGGGAGGAGAUGGAAACACGAUUGCUGCAAAGUGCACAAGAGCUAUCACGCCAUAUCGAUAGGCUCCAAGAAUACACCCUCCAGAUGAAUCAGCUGCAACAAGUUCACGACUUGAGACCUCACGUCACUCCCGAAAUGGCUGCUGUCCUGGCUAGCUCCAACAGCUCUGGCAAUGGAGCUGGCAUUGCUGCCCCAGCCCCAUCUCCAGCUGGUCGCCCUAUUCAUCGCCUGCGCAGAACAGCUCGCUCUAAUGCUUUCCCAGCACUGCACCCAAACAAUCCAAUCCUCGGUCUACAAGAACCUCUGCUUAAUAUUGAUGAUGUGUCUCCAACUGGGGUGGCUCCUGUUCGCCCCCAUGCAGCACGUCAGGACACCAUGAAUGAGAAUCGAACAUGGGGUGGUAGGCCCAUCCGCCCUUUCGAUCGUAACGCCUAUCGAGGCAAUCGUCCUCAUGCACCUGCUCGCUGUCCCCAUGGCAGUCGUAGACCCGAGCCCCAGUACGAAUCUCAGUAUUCACGACACCUAGAGGAGGAGCUGCUGUCGCGAUUCCGCGACAUGACUUUACGGGAACGUCGGAACGGACCUGGUCCCAAUGAACAUCUCCUUGGACAAGUCGUGCAAACCGACCAGGCCCCAGCACCCUUUCACGUCCACCCCGAUGCUCGCAGAACCCGCAAUAACCUCCGUAUCCGAAACCAAGCGCAGUAUCUCGCCCAACCUGGUGCUCGCGGGGCUCUCAAUUACUCCACCCGUCUCUACCCUUGAGAGCUCAGCUCAGAUGACUCUGCUUGCUCUGUGCUUAGACC